Molecule: messenger RNA, 1979 nt
Organism: Vollenhovia emeryi
Lineage: Eukaryota; Metazoa; Arthropoda; Insecta; Hymenoptera; Formicidae
Product: protein phosphatase 1 regulatory subunit 11
Exons: 5
Coding region: 86-463 (125 amino acids)
Cellular component (GO): nucleus
Molecular function (GO): protein serine/threonine phosphatase inhibitor activity; protein phosphatase 1 binding
Source: RefSeq, a predicted model, not a curated record
GGGGCAGGGAACAUUAAUUCAUAGGUUAACGUUUGAUGCGGCGAUAUCGUGCGUGUCUCUCGCGCCCGGAGAUAUCGCGCGACACAUGGAGAGAACGAUGUCGGAGCAGGCGGCUUCGCAGACGCAAACGGAAACAAUCUCCGAGCCGGACGUCACCGAUUCCGGAUCGCAGGAUGUGCCUACGGUACGAUUACGUCUACGAAAGCCAAAGUCAAAUAAGAAGGUCCAAUGGACUCAGGGAACUGUAGACAAUGAAAAUUUAAAUAAAAAGAAAUCAAAAUGUUGCUGUAUUUAUGAGAAACCAAAAACUUUCGGUGAGAGUAGUUCUGAAGACAGCGACGACGAGUGCGAGCAUUGUCAUGGGCAUAAGGAUGCUCACAAGAAGGUCUUACCUAAAGCUGGUGAUCCUACGCGAGAAGGAAUGUCGUCACAUCCUGAACCGAUCGCAACAGGUUCAACAUAAGUGUUUUUAUGCUUAUUGACAACUUUUCCCUAAAUGGAAAAUAAAUUCCUUUAUGCUACUUCUCGAGUCAAUGUCACACAGAGAAAGAUGAUAGACUGUAGGUACACAAAUUUUAAGUAUGAUUUUGCACUAGUACAUAUAUUUAUAUUACAGUGCUUUAACAGUGUCGCACAGAAGAUUAUCAAGUGUCGUUCAAAUUUUGAAUUGUUAUACAGGUCGUAAUGCCCUGUGAACAGUAAAUUGUCCAUUCUUUGGAAAGUAACUUAAUCAUUCCUUAUAUAUUUAUCUCUGAUUUAAUGUUAUUUGCUCUAUAUUUACCAUCUGUUAUUUACUAUUUAAUAUCUAGUAUAAGGAGAUCCAGAUUUUAUGUGCUCAAGUGUACGUAUAUAUUGUUAUUUUGUGUCUUGUAUUAACAAUCUAAUUACGAUAGUAGGUUAGAUUAUAGCUUCGUUUCUCCACCCCACGACGUUAUCAAUUGCAAUAGUAUUGGUUCGUGUAUCUCAUCGUUCUUAGACUAAUUGUAAAUUUAGAAUCAUUUUCUGAUACGUGGGAUAAUUAAGGAUAUAUCAAAAUUUUACCUUCGUUUGAGAGAUUUAUUACAUUGAUAAUCUUAUGAUACAAUUACUCCACAAUACAAGCUCAAAAAAGUGAAAUAAUGUAUUACAAAUUACGACAUGUGCUGUCGUACAAGUAUAACUAAAUUAAUUACGUCUCAUUACAUACAUCAAAAACAAAAAAAAAGAUACAAAAUAGUGCACAUUUACAUUUAUAUGUCUUGUUUCCUGUAUCUAAUGUAAGCGUAGGUAGAUGAAAUUUGUAAAUAUUUAAAAUAUACAUAAAAGCGAAACAGAAUAAACAAGAGAAUCCGAUACAGAUUAUACACGAAAAUAGUUAUAACCAGAGAGAAACUUAAAGUUUAUUGCAUACUUUCAUCAGGUUUUAAUUUUUUAUUUCAUUGAAAGGUAAAUUUUAAAACUAGUUCCAUAUAAAUCUUAUGGAUAACUUAAACUGAAAUAUAUUCGCUAUAUUAAAAAAUAUCUUGAGAAAUGAUCAAUAUGUAUACAAUAUGGGAUAGGACAAAUUUUGAUCAUUAAGUAGGUCAUUGAUCUAAUGUUAACUUGUGAGUUGUGAAAAUUGAAAAAUAGUUUGAUAGUAAUUUUCGAGUGAAUGAUGUUUUAAAUCUUUUGUUAGACAUUUUCAAAUUUUUCAUCGUAACAGAUGUCAACAAUAUAUUCUUAUGAUAUUCAUUUUUUUAACAACAUUUUUAGUAAUUUUUCCUUUUUUUUUCUUCCAAAAUAGAAGCACUCAUUUGAAAUUCUAUAUUAUAUGUAUUAUAUUACCAAGAAAUGAAAGUCUGUACAUGCAUUUGCAUAAUUCCAGAUAAUCAAAAAAUAUAUUCUCGCCAUAUUUGUGCUUUUACGCAAUAAUAGUAUUAAUAAUUCUGGACGAUUUUGUAUAGUAUAACGUAAGUGCAAAAUAUAUCUCUAAGAUCUUGUAAAAAUAAAUGUCUAAAUCG